GGGGGAGAGGGGGGUCAGUAUUUGGUGCAGGCUGCGCGACUCGGUAGUAAGGUCCGCGUCGGUACGGUUCCCGGUGCCCACGUAUCCACAGCGCGUCUGAAAUCUCGAUAAGAAUUGUCGGAUUAUUGUUAUGUGCGCUGAAGGAUCCACAUCGAAGGAUAAAAUGCACCGCUGCGGAAGUCUUUUGAAAUGUCAGUGUCACUGUUGCUGAUGGUCAGAUACAUCCACGUCCUCUGUUGGCGCUUCUCCUUGGAUCUACCAUUUUUCUGCCUUAAAUGCGUAGCUGAGCCUGCUAAUAUUAGAGGCUGGCGAGGCUGCCGGAUAUAUCACCUCGAAUAAACCAUCUGAACGCUCAUUAUUCACGCUUGCCUUUAUUGGAUGUCGCAUUGGUUGUUUGGACGCUACGGAGGUUAAAAUAAACACCUGCGGAUGGUUGAUCCAUGUUGCUGUAUACGCGUUGCGUUUGGUUUGUGUUGUAACCUAGCUCUCAGAUCUCAAUGAUCACCUUCCGGCCGGACUGAUCCCGUCUCCUGCUGCAAACCGCAGCCAGCGAGAGUAGGCUACCGCUGUCUCAGGAUGCAGGUGAAAAGCCCGAUGUGCGCCGAAGAGUCCCCGGGAGACAUCGAGACAGACGAGUGCCAGAAAAAGACCUCAUGUUUCUCCAACAUCAAAAUCUUCCUGGUGUCAGAAUGUGCGCUGAUGCUGGCCCAGGGUACCGUCGGUGCAUAUCUGGUGAGUGUACUGACCACCUUGGAGCGCCGCUUUAACCUGCAGACUGCGGACGUGGGCGUGAUCGCCAGCAGCUUUGAGGUGGGCAACCUGGCCCUCAUCCUCUUCGUCAGCUACUUUGGGGCGCGCGCCCACCGGCCCCGCCUCAUCGGCUGCGGCGGCAUCGUCAUGGCGCUGGGCUCGCUGCUCUCGGCGCUCCCCGAGUUCCUGACGCACCAGUACAAGCCCGAGACCGGGGACUUCCGGCCCGCCGGCGAGGGCAGGGACGUGUGCGCCAACAGCUCUCGACCGGGAGCCACGGACCCGGGCAACCUGUGCGGCAACAGGGCCAACACCAACAUGAUGUACCUGCUGCUGAUUGGGGCCCAGGUGCUGCUGGGCAUCGGAGCCACGCCUGUCCAGCCUCUUGGGGUGUCCUACAUCGAUGACCAUGUCAGGAGAGAGGACUCGUCUUUAUACAUAGGUAUCCUGUUCUCCACGCUGGUGUUUGGCCCUGCGUGUGGGUUCAUCCUCGGCUCCUUCUGUACGAAGUUCUACGUGGACGCCGUCUUCAUAGAUGCCAGAGAGGUGGAAAUCACGCCCGAUGACCCACGAUGGAUUGGCGCCUGGUGGGGCGGCUUUAUCCUCUGCGGCUUCUUCCUCUUCCUCUCAUCGCUCUUCAUGUUCGGCUUCCCGCAGUCGCUCAUCGAGGGCCCGGAGAGCAGCAGCAGCGAGAGCCAGCAGGCCAUGCUGCCCGCUGAGCUGGCGCAGGAGUACGAGGGGCACGCCGCCCACGACCUCAACCUCAACAGCGGCCUCACCUGCUGCCAGCACCUGCAAAUCAUCCCCAAGGUGACAAAGCACCUGUUGUCCAACCCUGUGUUCACGUGUGUGAUUCUGGCUGCGUGCAUGGAGAUCGCCGUGGUAGCAGGAUUUGCCGCCUUUCUAGGGAAGUACCUGGAACAGCAGUUCAACCUGACAACCUCGUCAGCCAAUCAGCUACUGGGCAUGACAGCCAUCCCGUGCGCGUGCCUUGGCAUCUUCCUUGGGGGUCUGCUGGUGAAGCGCCUAGACCUGUCAGCGCUGGGGGCCAUCCGACUAGCCAUGAUGGUCAACGUGGUCUCUACCGCCUGCUACGUGUCCUUCCUCUUUCUGGGCUGUGACACGGGGCCCAUUGCCGGGGUCACCGUUGCCUACGGAAACGAGUCUCUGGGCACAUGGCAGAAGGCUGACGCUGCGUGCAUAAGUGGCUGUGACUGCUACACCACCUCACUCAGCCCAGUGUGUGGAUCCAACGGAGUCACCUACCUCUCCGCAUGCCUCGCUGGCUGCACCAAACCAGACCUGAUGGGCUGCAGGUGCAUCUCCCGUGGCAACAGUGUGGGCACGGCUUUGCCGGGGAAGUGCCAGAGUGCAGGUUGCCAGCGGGCAUUCCUCACCUUCCUGGCGGUGGUGUGUGUCUGCAGCAUGAUUGGAGCCAUGGCCCAGACACCCUCUGUCAUCAUCCUUAUCAGGACUGUGAGCCCAGAGCUGAAAUCCUACGCUCUUGGAGUUCUGUUCUUGUUGCUACGGCUACUUGGUAAGUAAUUUGAUAUGCAUCUCUGUUAUGUUCUGUGUGUCUGAUGACAUCACAUAUUAUUGUGUUGCAGAUUUAUAAAUGCAGUUUGGAAGUAUGACCUAUUCUUCUCCUCUCCUC
This is a messenger RNA of Alosa alosa (allis shad), 2404 nucleotides long. It is a transcript of the gene slco3a1b, whose product is annotated as solute carrier organic anion transporter family member 3A1b. Lineage: Eukaryota; Metazoa; Chordata; Actinopteri; Clupeiformes; Clupeidae. The transcript has 9 exons. Gene Ontology annotation, cellular component: membrane. The record is from RefSeq and is a predicted model, not a curated record. Bases 577 to 2295 code for a protein of 572 amino acids. Gene Ontology annotation, biological process: transmembrane transport; sodium-independent organic anion transport; prostaglandin transport. Gene Ontology annotation, molecular function: protein binding.